Messenger RNA from Aspergillus clavatus NRRL 1, 753 nucleotides. RefSeq lists its product as uncharacterized. The record is from RefSeq and is a predicted model, not a curated record. Lineage: Eukaryota; Fungi; Ascomycota; Eurotiomycetes; Eurotiales; Aspergillaceae. The transcript has 2 exons. The coding region runs from base 1 to 753 and encodes 250 amino acids.
AUGUUGUAUCUUCCUCUUGUCGCCCUCUCCUUCGCCGCCAGCAUCCCCUUGGUGAGCGCAUACCCUAUCACCGGUGAUGGGGUCAACUGCCGCUCGGGCCCUGGUACCAGCUACAAGGUCGUCAAAAGCUAUCCGAAGGGCCAUCAGGUCUCCAUUGUCUGCCAGGCCACUGGUACCGACGUCAAGGGCGACUCGCUCUGGGACAAGACGUCCGACGGCUGUUAUGUCGCCGAUUACUAUGUCAAGACCGGUACGACCGGCUACGUGACCAAGCACUGCGACGGGGGCAGUGAUGGUGGCAGCGGUGGUAGCGGUGGUAGCGGCAAUCUGCCCGGCCUGACUGCCACUCAGUCAUCUCAUGCUCGUGAUAUCAUCGGUGAAGCAAAGAAAGAGAAUCUCGGUCGUCAGGGUUGUCUGGCUGGUAUUGCAACUGGUCUGGUUGAGUCCAACCUCCUGAUCUACGCCAACAGCAAGGUCCCCGCGUCGCUCAAGUAUAAGCAUGAUGCCGUAGGCCACGACUAUGACAGCGUGGGCAUCUUCCAGCAACGGGCCAUCUACUAUCCCGACAUCGCUGCCGACAUGGACCCUGCUCGUUCUGCUGCUCAGUUCUUCGCCAAGAUGAAGAAUAUCAGCGGCUGGAAGACCAUGAAUGUGGGCAAACUCUGCCAGAAGGUCCAGGUGUCCGCCUAUCCGGAUCGCUAUGCCCAGCGUGUCUCGGCUGCUGAGAAGAUUUGUGCCGCCGGUGGACUGUAA